Aphanomyces invadans is the source of this 408-nucleotide messenger RNA. RefSeq lists its product as hypothetical. The record is from RefSeq and is a predicted model, not a curated record. Bases 1 to 408 code for a protein of 135 amino acids. Lineage: Eukaryota; Oomycota; Saprolegniomycetes; Saprolegniales; Verrucalvaceae. The transcript has 2 exons.
AUGGGUUCGUCCAUCAACAUUGUCGGGGGGGAGGGUGAAAAAAAGCGCAAGGCGGACGAGAUCUCCGAGGCCGCUGAGAAAUUGCUGCGUGAACGCCGCGAAGAAGAAGCAGCGCGCAAGGCUGAAGAGGCGGAGCGGGCUGCUCAAGAAAAGCAGCGUCGAUUGCGCGAAGUUGAAGCAGCAGCGCGCGCGCAAAGUGCGGAAUUGUCCGGUGCUGCGACGACGACGUGGAAGUCUGAAGAGCCCGCGACGAUGUUCAAUUUGUGGACGACUCGACCGAAGCGUUCAAUGGACGGAGUUGGCAAGACAACGUUCGAUUACGUAUGCAGAGCCACGAGCGACGUCAAUUUCGUCGACGAAGCCGACAAAGCAGGCAUGCCAGCGCGGGUGUUCGAAGCCAACGCGUAA